Molecule: messenger RNA, 4134 nt
Organism: Aphidius gifuensis
Lineage: Eukaryota; Metazoa; Arthropoda; Insecta; Hymenoptera; Braconidae
Product: pyruvate dehydrogenase phosphatase regulatory subunit, mitochondrial-like
Exons: 4
Coding region: 241-2976 (911 amino acids)
Cellular component (GO): mitochondrion; cytoplasm; mitochondrial matrix
Molecular function (GO): oxidoreductase activity; protein binding
Source: RefSeq, a predicted model, not a curated record
AUCAAUGUCUUAUUUAUAUAAUUUUUCAACAAUGAUAUUAUUAAAAAAUAUUUAAUUAAUUACAAUAAACGGGGAUUAGAUUAGAUAAUGUGUCUAAAUUAUUGUCAACAAACCGGCACAAUAAUAAAAACCAACACAAAAAUAAUUAUAUACGCAUUAAAAUUGUAAAUUAAAUUUUAUAAAUUGACAUUAAUUAAAUAUUUAUUGAUCGAAAGAUUAAUAAAAAAAAAAACUUUAUUCAUGUUAAGAUUAUUAAAUUAUUGUGAAUACAAGUGUCACGGGGUGUUAUCAAUUAAACAAAUAAAAAAAAAAAUUUUUAUUACACAACAAAUAAGCCCCACUCUAACCUCGAAAUUAAAUGAUAACAAUUACAGAUAUUUAUCAACAACAAGAGCAAUAAGUAACAGUUAUUUUUAUGAAGAUAAACAAAAUCAAAGAUUUCCAAAACAUUCACAAAUUGUCAUUGCUGGUGCUGGAAUAUUAGCAAAUUCAGUUGCUUAUCAUCUUGUUAUAAAUGGCUGGAAUGAUGUUUUGGUUUUGGAACAAAAUGGAAUUGGAAGUGGUACAUCAAAUUUUGGUUCUGGUACACUGGGUCUAUUUAAACCAGUGGCUCAUCGUAAAAUGAUAUCCUACAGUUUGGAACUGUACAAACAACUCCAAGCUGAUGGACAUGAUAUUGGAUUUAAACAAUGUGGAAGUAUUAAUUUGGCACAAACUAAAGAUCGUGUUAUAGCUCUUCAAAGACGUGUGGCAUAUAAUAAAGCAGCUGGUCUUCAUUGUGAAUUACUUGAAAAGAAAAAACUUAAAAAUUUAUAUCCAAAUAUUUAUACUGAUGAUAUUGAAGGUGCUGUAUGGGUGCCUGAUGAUGCUAUUGUUAAUCCAAAGCUAGUAUGUAUGACACUGGCACAUAUUGCUAAAAAAGGUGGUGUUACUUAUAUUGAAAAUUGUCAUAUUAAAAGAGUAAACACAAAUCCACAUGAUAAAAGUGUUAAAAGUAUUGUUACUAAUCUUGGCAAUGUAACAUGUGAAUAUUUUGUUAAUUGUGCUGGUAUGUGGGCUAGAGAUUUAGGAUUAAAAUGUCAUCCACAAGUUAACAUACCCGCAUAUCCAGCACAACAUUUUUAUGCAAUAACAAGCUCAUUACCAGAAUGUUUAAGUAGCAAUUUACCAAUUGUACGUGAUUAUGAUGCACAUUCGUAUGUACGUGAAUGGUCUGGUGAAUUAAUGGCUGGAUGGUUUGAGCUAGAAGCUAAACCAGCUUUUGAAAAUUUUAAUAUACCACAUGGUGAUUGGGCAAGACAUUUGAUGGUUGAAAAAAGUCAUUGGAUACCAUUGUGGAAUAAAAUAAAACAUAGAUUUCCAAUAUUACAUGAAUUAAGUGAACCAACUGUUAUUAAUUGUCCAGAUAAUUUUACACCAGAUGGUCGUUGGAUUCUUGGUGAAGCAGCUGAGGUUAAAAAUUAUUUUGUUGCUGUUGGAAUGAAUGGAAAUUCAGUUCAAGGUGCUGGUGGAAUUGGUAAAGCUGUUGCUGAAUGGUUAAUAAAUGGUGAAUCAACACAAGAAUUAUUACCAUUUAACAUACAACGUUUUCUUGAAUUACAUAAUAAUAAAAAUUAUCUUCAACAAAGAAUAAAAGAAGUUGUUGGUCGUAAUUAUGGUAUACUUUAUCCUCAUCAAUGUGAAUAUAAAUAUGCAAGAAAAUUACGUUGUUCACCAUUAUAUUCUGUACUUGAAAAUCAUGGUGCUGUAUUUGGAAUUAAAAUGGCAUAUGAAAGACCAUUAUAUUUUGAUUCAACAUAUAAAAUUGGAAAAAAAAAACCAAUAAUGCCAGCUGGUAGUUAUUACAAGCCAAAAUUUUUUGAUUUUAUGAAAGAAGAAUUUCAAGCAUGUCGUGAAGGUGUUGGAAUAAUUGACAUGAGUUCAUUUUGUAAAAUUGAAAUUAAAUCUAAAAAUACUGAAGUUGUUGAUUAUCUUCAAAAAUUAUCAUCAAAUGAUGUUAAUAUACCAAUUGGUAGUAUAACACAUACAGGAAUGCAAAAUGAACAUGGUGGCUAUGAGAAUGAUUGUAUGCUUGUUAGAAAAAGUGAAAAUUCAUAUUUCAUGGUAUCACCGACAUUGCAGCAAACAAGAAUAUAUCAAUGGAUGUCAAAACAUUUACCAAAUGAUCAUUCAAUAUGGCUAACUGAUUUAACAUCAUAUUAUACUGUUAUUAAUGUAGUUGGACCAAAAGGACCAGCAUUAUUAUCAGAGUUAACAAAUUCAGAUAUUAAUUUACAACCAUUUUCAUAUAAAAUUAUGAAUAUUGCAUAUGCAUCUGAUGUUAUGGUAAUGUCAUUUACACAUACUGGUGAACCUGGUUAUUGUCUUUAUAUACCAACAGAAUAUGCACUACAUGUUUAUUCAAAACUCAUUGAUAUUGGACGUGAUUAUGGUGUCAGAGAUGUUGGUAUUUUGACACAAAGAUUCAUGAGAAUUGAACGUUUUAUACCAUUUUGGGCUGAAGAAUUGACACCAUUUGUAACACCAUUUGAAACUGGUUUUGGUCACAGUGUUGAUUUACAAAAAUCAUUUUUUAUUGGUAAAAAUUCAUUGGUUAAACAAAAAUUAAAUGGAGUUAAUAAGAGGCUUGUGUUAUUCAUUUUAAAUGAUCUUGAUGUUAAUAAAGAUGUAUGGGCAUGGGGAGGUGAACCUGUUUAUAGAAAUAAUGAAUUUGUUGGUACAUUAACAUCAUGUGGAUAUGGUUUUACUGUUGAUAAACUUGUUGGUCUUGGUUUUAUAAGUAGACCUGAAACUAAAAAUCAUAAAUACUCAAUGAAAAUUAAAGUUACAACUGAUUAUAUUAUGGAUCCAAGUGCAGUGUAUCAUAUUGAUAUUGCUGGAAGAUUAUUUCCAGCUAAACCACAUGUUUUGGCACCAACUGCAUUGGUUGUUAAAAAUAAAAAAUAUACACCGACACCAGUUAAUUUUAUCAUUUAAUUGAUAUUUACUUUUUUAAUAUUUUUUUCUUUAAAUAAUUACUAGUCAUUUGUAAUUUAAUUUUUAUAUUCUAUAUUAAAACAUUCAUUUUUCUUUUUUGAUAUUUAUUUUCAUAAUUAAUUCAUUCGUUUUUCUAUUAUUUUUUUUUUUCGUACUUAAUAUUGUUGAUUUAUAUUUUUGGAGUAAUAAAAAUUUAAUAUUAUAAUAAUCAAUGUAUUUUAUAUUUAAAAUUUAUUUAUUUUUUUUAAUUUCAGUUUGUAUUUUAUUUGAAGUCAACUUGAUUUUGAAAUAUUAUUUUCUGUUUUUUUUUAAACGAAAGAUAAACCAAUUGACAAAUAUUUUUUAAAUUGAUUUGGCUUAAUGAGUUUAUUUUUUUGUAAAAAAUAAUCUAAAAUCAGAGGCAGAUAUUAUUUUUAUAUUUUUCAUCAAAAGCUGAGACAAGUGAACUGAAUAUAUAUGAUACUGCUGAUGAAUUUAUUUUUUAAUCGAGCGUUUGAUGCCAUUUUUAUUUUUAUUGAGGUCAUUAGUAGCAGCAUUUGCUUGAGUUUGCUAACGUGAACAACCAUUUCAUCAAAAUAAAAUUAAAAAAAUUGAGAUAUUGAACACUAAACAACUGGACACAUUAGACAUCACCAUGAAGGCUUUUUAUUUUCUUAAAUUGGGCUUGUUAUUAAUACAAUUAAAUUACGUAACACCUGAAUAUACACGUGAGAAAUUUCCAGAGUUGGAUAAAUUUACAAUAAUAAAAAUAUCAUCAGAAGAACGUAAUUACAAAAUGCAAAAAUGCACUUUUAUCAUAGAAGAUGAUCAAGGCCAUUCUACGUCUUUCAAACUAUAUGAUGCUGAUAGAAAUAUCAUUACAGAAAAUUGGCUAGUGUAUACUGGUGACAAUGGUAAAAGUUGUUCAUUUGUUAUAAUACCAGAAAAGAUGACAAACAUUUUUCAAAAAAAAUUUUUAUAUCAAAAAUGGUUUAUUGAAGAAAUAUCUGCUGACUGUGUUUUCACGAUUCCAUCUAUCACUGGAACAUCUUGUACAAAAAUACAAUCUAUCAAAUCAUAUGAAACACAAAAUCCAAUAUAUUAAAUCAGUGUAAAAAUUAUUUUAAAAAUUAAUAUUGUAAAUCUAAAAUCAAUAAAAAGACCUUAAUUAUGAUUUUA